Nicotiana tabacum (common tobacco) is the source of this 2067-nucleotide messenger RNA. Lineage: Eukaryota; Viridiplantae; Streptophyta; Magnoliopsida; Solanales; Solanaceae. The record is from RefSeq and is a predicted model, not a curated record.
AUGGCAAAUUUUAGGGACUAUACCACACCUUCCUCAAAACUUAGAUAUCUCAUCAUCGAGACUGAAGAUGGCAUAGAACAAACCAAGCUUUUGGUUCACACCUCACAAGCCGGCCGAUAUGCAGCCCCAUGGCCUCCUCUAAGGAACUCCCUUCAUGUAGAGAACUGGACCAUGGAACACAAAUCGAUUUCUAAUCCAUUAUCCAAGAUGUGGUCUCUCCAAGCGCCAAUCCAUCGCCAUGUAAAUAUUGGUAGCACCCUUCCAAACUUAGGAAGUCGCAUAAUUCAAGGAGAAGUACAUUGGGAAAACACAACAACAAUCGAGGGCGAGUAUCGUCAUAUCCCAGGAUAUUGGGAAUGGACUGAAGACGUACUUGGUGGAAGCCAACAAACUCUGAGUACAACAAAGAUUUACGAUGCUGUCUAUGCCUCACUUUUCACUUAUUAUCGAAACUCGAACAUUUUGCAAGCAUUUUGUGAGGCUUGGUGCCCCAAGACGAACACAUUUCUUACAAAAGCUGGGGAGCUAUCUAUACCUCUUUGGGACUUACAUAUCCUUGGGGAUUUGCCAAUUGCGGGUUCUCCGUACGAAGAAGUGGUACCUGAGACAAGAGAACUCAUCGGUUUGAAUGAAAAACAAGUCAGAUUUAUUCCUCGAUCUUGCGAGCCUGCCCCGUUGCAAAAGGAAAAGAAAUUUGCACGCCUAAAGUCAACAAAUAAUCCUAACGGAGUUAUUCCCGAGACGACGAGGUGGUCGAGUGAUCAAGAAACUAUAUUUUCUAAGCUUAGGGUGAGGUCUGACAAGAAAUAUGAGACAUAUGUAGCGGCAUUCUUAUCAAUUUGGCUAUGUGUCUUUGUGUUCCCCAAGGUAGAAAACUCCAUUCGCCUUGAGACUUUCAAGAGGGCAAGCAUGAUGGUAGGCGGGCGACAGAUUAACCUUGCAGUCCCAGUUUUAGCGAGUAUUUAUCAUGGUUUGAAUAAGAUUUCGCGUUCUUCCCAUCUCGAUCAGGUCAAAGCUUCUUUUCCCAUUCAUUAUGUUUAUGGCUGGCUUGCACAUUACUUCAAAACCCACUAUCCACUUGCUAAAGGUCCGUCUGUCCCUUUGAUGGUGUCAUACUCAGGAGAAGGGGCUGCAAGGUACUUUGACGAGAAGGAUGGAAGAAAACACAUCCAGAAUGGGGAAGAUAUAGUUUGGACACCAACAAUGUUAACCAAUUCCUGUCCUUAUUAUUACAUGGAUAACGAUGCCCCUCAAGAGUUGGAAUCAAAUUACUUCAUGAGCUUAUGUUUUAAUUACCUUCUUUUGAGGUAUGGUAACUCAUUCAUCAUCAAGCCAUAUAGCCCGCAUCGGUUCGGUCGUCAAUUUGGAUUUUACAACGUCCUCGGCUUUUUGGAGAACGAUAUCUGCAACGCCUCUCUAGAUGAAGGAAUCAGAUUUUGGAGGAUUUGCACACUGUAUCGAUCUAUGUCACGUGCGGUUUUUCCCCCAGCGGGAGAUCCUAUGGAGAAGCCUUUCUCCACUAAUUAUAUGUCUUGGUGGGAGAAAACGCAUGGGAAGUUUCUCGAGAAUAACUUACAAGCUUUGGUAGACAAUGUUCGGCUAAAGUCUACAACUUCUUUAGGAGGUGAAGAUCAAGGUGUUGGAAAGACGCUCGCAAAAGUUAAAAAAAUAUCAACUCCAAUCCCAAAAGUAGUUACGCAACCUAAAAAAAGGAAACUUAAAUCCUCAAAGGCAGCUUUGAAAGAAGUGGUGUGCACUUCAACAGCUAUAGAGACACACCCUCUAGUUCUUCCAUUUAACACGCGUGUUCCUCAAGACACAAGCCAGAGUACCAAUGAAGAUCAAAAUUGGAAAAGGAAACGGCCUAACCCAGUAGAGAUCGUAGAGGUUCAAAGUGUUGAUAGUCCCUCAAGAACGCAUACAGCUUGUAACAAAGAGUUAAAAACCAUUGGGCAUCCGAUGGUAUCCCCAUGCGACAAGCUGCAAGUGAGUGAUGAAUCUAUUGGAGGGACUACGUGUAAAGUGAAGUCAUCGGUCAUCGUCAAAGGUGUCAUCUCUUCAUCAUGA